GUAUAUUUAUUUUUUUUUUUUGAAUAUCACUCCAAAGGGAGAAAAAAGAAACAAUAGGUCUUCUUUGAUAAAACAGACACAAGAAAUAUUGUAUCCCACACUUCAGGAUCCAAGAGAGAGAAAGAGAUGUGUAUCAGUAGCUGUCAAGCACUACCACUGGUUAUUUGAUGUUGAGUUAAUUGAAUUAUGACAUGAUCCGUUGUUAAAGACCUGAUACUAGUGUGUAAACUGAUCAACACUCGGUGAAGGAGCAGAUACACAGAAAUCAGGACAGAGCAUAUGGCAGUAGUGUCAUAAAAAAAAAAAAACGGGACAGCUCACAGUGGUGAAAUUAUCAGAAAAAAAAUAUUUGUACAUAGAUUCAAACAUUUGUGAGACUUGGAUUUUGUGUUUGUGAUUUUUUUCUCCCUCUCCUUGAAUCUGAUUUGUUGGUGUUGUAACACUGGGUCAUCCGGGGACAGAAUGUGGAGUGAUGUGGGAGAGCCCACGUCCUGUGUCCUCUCCCUCCAAGUCUCCUCCGGUCAGACCCCCCACCACCUCGACUUCUGCCCCAGCGUCCGCCUCCUCCUCCUCGUCGGGGGGAACCACUGUACAUAGACCUAUUCCACUGCCUCUUAGUGUUGCACAGGAAAAAGACUGGUUGUUAAUUCGGACCAAAAUGCCUGUCUGCAUUUGGCCGGACACCUGUUUAUUAGGAUGUGCCUUAAACGAUUUAGGGGGAAACAAGUUUCAGCCCCCCUUGGCAGGGUUGAUGAUGUACAACAAUGAACACUUUGCCACACCCCCACCAGCACACAUGGGUAUACCACCUGUACAUAUAGACCCCAAAUCAGGUUUACCACGACAUCCCAUGUAUGCCUACCCUGCCCCAGGCCAGUUUCCCCCUCCUAGUCUCUAUGGGCCAGACCUCUCACAAGUUCAAUGGAGAGGACACUCUGGCUACCCUAUUUCCUCAGGUGCCUUCUCUGGGCCUUACCCACCCUCAUUAGUCAACACCUCCUCUCUCUCACGAUUUGGACAUCCCGGUCUGUUCCCUCCCCCUGGCCUUCACCCGGGGAUGCCCCACCCAUCUAUGGUUUCCCCAGGAACCAAGCAAGAACCAAACCCUCAUAACCAAGACAGAAACAGUACCUUAGAUCAGUAUGGUGGGGGUGGCCCAAACUCUGGUCAUCAUCCCCCAGAAGAUAAAAAGAAAAACCACAUAAAGAAACCACUCAAUGCCUUCAUGCUCUUUAUGAAAGAGAUGAGGGCACAAGUGGUGGCUGAAUGCACGCUUAAAGAAUCAGCAGCCAUUAACCAAAUUUUAGGGCGACGAUGGCAUGCGUUAGACAGAGCUGAACAGGCUAAAUAUUACGAAAUGGCAAGGAAGGAGAAGGAGCUACAUAUGCAGCUGUACCCAGGCUGGAGUGCCCGGGAUAAUUAUGCUUGUCACACGAAAAAGAAGAGAAAGAAAAAGGAUGGUACCCCUAGCAAGGGUAUUCUGUAUUGUCUUGCAGACUGUAGUAAUCCUAAGAAAUGUCGAGCUCGGUACGGGGUAGAUCAACAGAAUCAGUGGUGCAAGCCCUGUCGGAGGAAGAAGAAAUGUAUUAGAUACAGAGUGGAUGAAGAUGGGAAUGAGUAUUUUUAUGAUGGCGAUGACAUAUUAAGUGACAGUUUUGCUAACGAUGACUCGGUUAACGAUAGCGAUUCCAUGACAGGAAGUCCAAUGUGUCGCUCGGUGACCAGCGACGAUGCAUUUUCCUCGCCAUCAAAGACUUUCUGUCGCAACUCACCCUCUCCAUUGAACCUUGCUGCCAGGGCUGGUGGACGACUGGAUUUGCCGAGCGAAAGCAGGAAUGGACUGUUACAUAAUGCUGGCCAUCAGAGGUCUGGGGAGUUAGAAGAAGCAUGUCAGGAAAUGGACGAUUUAGAUGUUACCCUCACAUCGACCCCUGUGAAAUCGCAUCAUCGGAACAAUAACAUACCAGUCACUUAAUACACAAAACCAUGGGAUCAAUUUUUUUUAUUACUCUGUGAAUGAAACAGAAAAUUUUUAUUUUGAAAUCAUCAUUCAUUUAGCAUGAAAGUUAUUUCUUUUCCCUUCAGAAGAUUUGUAAAUAUCAUUAAUGAAUUUUCUUGAGUCCACGAGUUGCUGCAAGGCAUAAUAAGCAAUUGAUCUCAUGUCAUUUAGUGUUUACCUCAUGUUUCAAGUGAAUAAGUUUUUGUCAGUCUCAGUGCACAUGCUCAAACUUCCCAGACCAUAAUCCUUUGCACAAAAUGGAAACCUUGUGAGGAUUUUUGAAUGGACCUAUCUGAACAAAUCUUUUCCUCUGCAGUUUAGAGGGAAUGUGAUUGUGAUUAUGUGAAGUAGUGAGAAUUAUCAUUUAGAGUUUAUGCCUUUUAUAAGUGUGAGGUCAUGUGAGACAAAUGUUCAUACUAUCAUGAGAUUUUUUUUUUUCUUUUUAUAUAUAAAUAUAUCUAUUUUAAAUGAUACAAAUUAAGUUCAGUUGUAUGUAUACCGGAGUAGAACUGAACUUGCCUUAACAUGUCCAGUUGUUGUGAAGUCUGUAUGAAUUAUCUCCCAUUAUUGUUAUGAUGUAGUAUUACAAUUAUAUCAUUAUUUGUAUGUGUUAUUGAAGAAGUACGAAGUAUACACAAAGGUAGGCGAAAUUGUGUAUCACUCAUGCAGGAAAAUAUGUACUCUCUAUACUUUUAGUAUUUUUCUAAAAAACCUAAAUAAUAAUUUGGUAAUGGAUAAUAGAUUAUCAUAAGAAUAUACAACACGAUCAAUUACGCUAUGUUUUUCCUUAAAUGUACUUGUUAAUACUUAAAAAAUUUUCUAUCUCUAGCAUUUGAAAUAAGCUGAUGUUUAAUUUCUGUUUAGAAUCGUCCAGAAUGCAAUUUGUGAUAUUUUCAUACUACCAUGUAUAUCAAUUACAGAGAAUGAGCUAUAGACACAAAUCUAUAUAUUCACAGGAAGGUAUUAGAUGAUUUAUACUCCAACCAAACCUGAGCCAGAUGCCAGGUUGGGAAUUUUAUGUAUCAAUAGUGGUUUAGGAUGUUAAAACCUGUUUAGUCCUUAUAGUAUAAAAUCUUAAUAUUUUUAUUCUCGGAACAGAGAAUUUUGACUUACAUGUAUUAAUGAGUGAGGUGAUCAACUAUGAACUGUUGAUCAGGGAGAAUUCAUUUGGUGCAUCCCGAGAACAUUCACAAGUAGUAUCAGUUAUUUAUUUAAAUAAAUCUACAAAUAAUGCACAUAUUUUAUAUUCUAGAAUGAAUGCAUUUACUCUGAGUUACUUGGGGAGGUGUUAUCAUUUUGAGAAAAACUGAUUUCACAUUGGAGCAGCAAUAUUCAAUUCACAUUUGCAAAGCUAAAAUGUGAACCAUUCCACAAUCACUUGUACACAAUCUGCAUCUUUUAAAUGUUUAUAUACACAUUGAACAACUGUGUUAAUUCUCAAAGAAUUUAUGAAGAAAAUCAUUUUUAAAACAAAAAGAAAAAAAAUCAUUAGGAAAGCCUGAGGUGAUUAAAUUAAUUUUACAUUGGUUGUAGAGUUAUUUGUAUUUUUGUGAAUCUUUUAAUGUUUUGAAGCACUUUUUGAAACCUUUUAUCAUUUUAAACAGGUGAACACAGCUUUUAUUCUUGGAUGUUAUUUCAACUUAAUUCAUACAUCUAUUUAAACUAAUGUCAUAUGUUAAAAAAGUGCAAUACUUGGUUUCCAGAUUUAAUAUACAUGGUACAUAGUUACAUUUUAAUUUACCCUUAAGUUUAUUUCACAUCAUUGUCAUGUCAAAUGUUUUAAUCAUUUCAAAGAAAUCGUAUACAUAUGUAAGUGAAAAUUGGUUAUAAAUGUGAUUAAAAAAGACUUUUAAUAUGAACUGAGUAAAGUUAGGAUAUUUUCGGUACAAGUGGAUUUCUGAGAGAGAUUAAUGGGCUAGGUUUGAGAGUGGCACUUAAAGAAAAUUCUCAGAGCUUAGUUUGCUUUUUGAUACAUUUCAGUUCCUUUUGUUUUAUUUCCUUUUGUCACAAAGUGACAUCAAAAUCCAUAUUGGAAUAGUGCUAUUUUAAAUAUUUGCUGUGUAUAUCUUUCAUUUGCACAAGGCAGUUUUGCUUUUAUUUUGCAAUUUGUGUAUUUCCUUAUGUUAGCAUUUUAACAUCAAAAUUAUUUUUGCCUUUUAUAUACAUAUACUUGUAAAAAAAAAAAUCUUUUUUUUUUAACUUGGAGAUUUCUUUUAUUCCUUUAUAGCUGGAAAGAAGAUUAUUAAGAUAAUUUGAAAAAAGGCCUCUUCAUGAAGAUAACUUUUAAAAACAUGUUUCAUAUUUUUUUUGGUACAUUACUGAUUUCAAUGAUAUUAAUACAAACUACAUGUAAUAGUAUUUAAAUGAGUACAAAUGAAUUUUACUUGUUUUUUUUUAAUGAUUGCAAAUUUAAAAUGUUUUUUUUUUUAAACUUUUUAUAUGCUCUAGUUGAAAUGUUUGCUUUUAAUAAGUGAAAGAUUUCAUUCAAAAAAUGUUGUCCCUAAGACUUACACUGAAUUAGCUAUAAAACAAAACCAAACGAUAAGCUAUAUGUAGUGGAUGUCCACUGAAGUUGCCACUUUGUGUGAAAAAACCUAGUGAACAAAUUUGCUUGCAAAGCCAAAAUCAUUUUUUUACUGCCGAAUUUUUGUUAAUUUUUUAGCAGCUUUGUUUUCUUUUAAUUUCUAGAAUGUGUGUGAAAUGUUAUAAUUAUGUAUAUCAGUUUAUGUUGCACAUAAAACCAGAGUUGUAUAACUAGUUGAUAUUGUUCAGCUAGAAUUGGUGCUUAUUAUUUCAUUUGCUUAUUCACUUCAGAGGUAGCCUUGACCUCUUAGAGGUGUCCUUGACAUUUCUUAGGUGUCACUCUCAAUGAUUUGUAAGACAUCUUUUUUUAUACAUUUGAUUUGUGUAUUUAUAUGUUAAAGCAUUUCUUGUUUCUGUAAUAAACCUCAAUUGAAACUGAAUUUAAUAUUAAA
Messenger RNA from Saccostrea cuccullata (small rock oyster), 4974 nucleotides. RefSeq names its product protein pangolin, isoforms A/H/I/S-like. Lineage: Eukaryota; Metazoa; Mollusca; Bivalvia; Ostreida; Ostreidae. The transcript is spliced from 8 exons. Gene Ontology annotation, molecular function: RNA polymerase II cis-regulatory region sequence-specific DNA binding; DNA-binding transcription factor activity, RNA polymerase II-specific. The record is from RefSeq and is a predicted model, not a curated record. Gene Ontology annotation, biological process: regulation of transcription by RNA polymerase II; canonical Wnt signaling pathway. Bases 473 to 1975 code for a protein of 500 amino acids. Gene Ontology annotation, cellular component: chromatin; beta-catenin-TCF complex.